UUUUUUUUGAGUUGGGAUUAAUCAGGGAAUCUUAAGAAGAUUGUUCAUUUUUGUAAUCAUUGGCUCCAGAGAAAAAUGCAGGCAUCAAGAGGGCGUGCAUUGAAGCAUUAGUCUCCUGCACACCCCCUCAUACCUCAAGUAGGUUGAAUGGCCCCAAGAAUUUAGCCUGCUGCUCCCCACUGGGAAGUGGGUGGAUUUGCACUAGAACAGUAUUAAGAGAAAAUGAUUUGCUGGAAAUUCUUGGUGAAGCUCAUGUAAUUUGAAGUUGACAUUAUCCAGAACAUUCUCUAAUGUUCUGCUGCAAAAUUUAAGGUAUUCUUUCAAAGGCAGCCUUUUGUUUUGGAGUGGUAACUUUUGAGAUGAGCUAAUAAGAUCAGGAACUUGUUAUGUAAAAUAACAUUAUCAAACAGAAGAUACUUAAACUGUGGUUAAUUGAUUUAAGGAAGUCUUUAAUACAUGAAGAAAGAGGGCAGGAAUUAUCCUGCUCAUCAAACUAGUAUUUUGUUCCUGGUUUGUAUACUAUGAUCUUAACUUUCUCGGUUUACUUAUUUUUUUAACAUUCAUAAGUGGUGUGAGACUCUAGGAAGCCAGUUUCAAGUGGCCCUCAAAAUAGCUGGAUUCCGUAAUUGUGAUAUUUUUCCUUACUUAUUUCUAUGUAUAUGUGUAGUAGCAUAGUAUAAAAUUGAUUAUGAUUUUUUUUAAUCCAGAGAAUUAAUGAUACUUUAGGAAAAAGUCAUGUUUUCUGUUUCUUGAAUCUUUUUUUUUUCUUUUUCUUUUGUUUCUUGAAUCUUAUUUUUAAUGUAGUAGAAACUUUUAGUCACUUAAAUAGGACAAGGGAAUAGCAUUUUGGUUUUCACUGUUACCACCUAAGCUGAUCAAGCUUUCUGAUCUAGGCUCAGGAAAGACAAGGAGUGGGGAAGUCACGGUUUAGGGUAUAGUGGCUAGGUUUAACUCACAGGACACAGUAUUGUUCCUGUCCUCCAGAUGUGACUGCAGAUGUAAAAGCCAGACUUUAUUGUUUUUUGAAUCUUGUAAGUCCCACUUGUUUUAGGGACUGUAUCCUUGUGUCACAAGUUAUUCUGGUCUUGAAAUCUCUGUAUUUCUAUGUGCUGUUUAAGUAUGCACCAACUUGUUCUUUUAAUGAGAGUUUUUCCCCCCCUUAAAAUAGUCAUUUUAACUGACUUGAAGCAUUUGGAAAAAGAUGUCUCUCUUUUUGUGAGUAUCCAAGCCAGCCUGCUUGCCUCUUUACUGUUUGUGAUUUGGGCAGUAUUUAGUAUUGUAAUUUCUAUGCUGAUUUAGAAGACUUCCUGUGGUGUUUUAGAACAAGCAGGAUGCCUCAGAAGAUGCCAGAAGUCUUGAAUUACACCUGCCUUUGUGAGGUUCUUAGGGAUGGUACAGUCUGACCACUUGAGCAUCAAGAUGUCUUACAGUCUAGAAAAGUUAAACAGUUAACCAUAUUUAUAUAGCUAAUGACCAUUUGUACUGUAGGUUUUAGAGGUUGGUAAUUGUAAUCUUUAAUAUAUGUUGUGGGACUUAUGUUUUGAUCAUCUUUUUAUUUCGUUCAUUGGGAAUUGGUUAACAUUUGUUUUUUUUCAACCCUCAAUUAGUUUAAUGAUUUUUAGCUUAAUAUAAUGAAACCCUCCUUUACUCAGCAUUCAGGCUGUCAACAAGCUCAUAAACAGAUAAUGAUUGCAGAUCUGUGAUUCUUUCCUAUUGCCUGGUCUCUAGUGCCCUCAAAAGAAAGGCCUCUGGUCAUUCUUGUUUGAAGAUGAACAGUUUGAGGCUACACUGCUGUUUUUCAGCUCUUUGAUACUCUUCUUUCAGUACUUCAGUAAUUAUAAAAAUAUACAUGGUUACUGUCACCCAUUCUGGCAUGAGACAGUGUGUAGAUGACUUGUUUAUGAUAUACCCACCUUUACAGUGAUUCCAUUUGCCAAGUAACAAGAGGGCACACUUGGAAGUCUCUCCCUUCACACUGACCCCUCCUCUUCACCAUGAACUUGCUGUGUUACAGCAGUCAUGACCUGUCCUUUAAGCAGAAUCAGAGUGGGUGGAAAGCAGUCAUCACACCUUAAAGAGGUAAAGGCCAGUGUCUAAUCCCAACUCAAUCAGAAUUUAAACCCCGAUCUGGAAAGAACUCACAAUGUGAUUGAUUUUUUUUUUUAUAUUUAUUUAUUUAUUUAUUUAUUUAUUUAUUUAUUUAUUUAUUUUUUUGUAGAGUCUUGAGGCAGUUUUUACUGCUUGGGCUUAUAAGACUAUUUAACUAUUGUAUAGAUCUUAGUGGAAUGAGAAUGUUGCCCUUAUAUUCAUUACUACAGUAGGAGGAAGGUUGUGUUAGUGCAUUUUUGUUGUAGUUGCUAAUAUUUUGAGAUGAUAAAUGGUCAUUUGGUUUAUUGUCAGGUGUGUGUCUAGAAAGAGACAUAAAGUUCUCUGUUCAACUUUAUUAUUUGCAAUAAAAGAAAUUACUUUUAAUGUGUUUCAAACCAAUUUUAAAAAUUAUUUAUUUAUUCUAGGCAUUUUGCCUGAACAUAUGUCUGUUUAGGGUGUCAGAUUCUGGACUUACAGAUUGUUGUGAGCUGUGAUGUGGGUACUGGGGAUGGAACCCAGGUCCUCUGGAAGAGUGGUUAGUUCUCUUAAUUGAUGAGCCAUCUCUCUAACCCACUCAGUGAUAUUCUUAAUAUAUUCCUUCUGAAAUAGGGAAGGUCGUGCAGGUUUCUUAUACUUGGAUAAUACCAAAAAAGUAUUUUGUAAUGUUUGCUUUGACAAAUUUAGUUGUCUGUUGUGACCUGUCCUGUUACUGAGUAUAAACCCAGGUUCACUUGUGCAACAAGUUUGCAGACAUUCAUCAUUCUUUUAAUUCACUUUAAAAAUAUGUUUGAAAAACUUCUAUUUAUUGCCAUGAACUGUAUUUUUUUUUAAAAAAACUGUAGACUACCUCUAUUAAGGAGUUGCAAAAGGCAGAUUUGUGAUCAAAUUUAUUUAAAAUAUUAUGUCCUGAAACAUAUACAGUGAUCUGUUUUGUUUUGAUAAUGUUCUAUUAACACUAAUGUUUUUUAUUUCAAAUUGUGGCAUUAGUUGUUAAUUUAAUGACAACAAUUAACAAAUUACAAAAUUAACAAUUAACAAAAAAAUUAACAAUUGUCAGAGAACCAAUAGGCAGUUUCUAACUUACUAUCUAAAGAUAUCCAGUUUUAGAAACUUAGAAAUUAAAACAAAACAAAACAAAACAAAAUAGGUAUGAAAUGUUUUUGUCCAAAAAGUUUGAAAUGCAUUUUAAGAGUUAUUUAAACAAUAACUUACUGCUUUGUCACUACCUGGGAGCAGUCUCAACACCACCUUUGUAAUGAGGCCUCAUGCACCUUAUUCUUCAUGACCCUCCUAGAAAUUUGUCUGUUUCUCUUUAUUUUGUUGCUUUGCUUUUUAAGACACACAAACAUAGCUCACCAUCUUACUUCUUAGAAGUGAUCAGAAACAGUAAAUUGGAAAGCAAGAAGGCUUUAAAAAGUGUCAAGUCAGAGGCAGAUUGUAGGAAUUCACAGAAAAUGGUUGGUUGCAAGAAGGACAUAUAAGUACAUAUUGUGAUUUAUAGAAAAUGGGCAAGAGAGCCAGAGGAUAGGCUGGAAAGCUUUUUAGUAAAGUAAUAAAUAGCAUUCUAUGUUGAGACUCACUAAAAAUAAUUUAUAUUCCUAAUAAUAACUUAGUGAUCGAGAAAAAAGUAAUUUUCAUGCUUGAAAAAUGCUGACGUAUUUAUAGCGUUUUAGUAAAAAGCCCAAACACUUUAUGUUGGUGCCUCAGUGGCAUGGAGCCAUAUUAAGGGGUUGUAUAGCUUCUUGGAUGCCAUUUUGAGGGAUUUUUGUUUAUGUGGGCUAAGAUUGAGGUGUCCACAGGUGUAUUAUGUAAGUGGCAGAUAUAAAUUGAUUGUUUCUAUUGAAGUAGACAGUGCCCUCAAGUGGAAUUAAAGAGCACAUUACAAAAGGAAGCAGGAAGAGAAGCUCAUGCUGCCAUUGCUUCAUCCUCACUAAAUGUACAGAUGCUUUAAAUUGUGGUGGUUUGGAAAAGUGCCUACCUUAGCCUGUCUUGGGUGACCCGAGCCUCUAAUUUGGGCUUACAAUGACUUGUGAAAAUGUUACUGUGAUGGAAUACUUAAUCACCUAACAGUGUUUUCUUUUCUCUUCUCUUCUUUUUAAAAUAGUACAGGCUGAUUUUAUUUAUUUUUUCUUUUUAAAAAUUUUAAUUUUAUUUAUAUAUUUAUUACAAUUUAUUCACUUUUUAUCCCAGCUGUGCCCCCCCCCCCUUCUCCUCCUAUGCCCUUUCCAUAGUCCCCUGACAGGGGAGGACCUCCUCCCAUUCUCUCUGACCCUAGCUUAUCAGGUCUCAUCAAGGCUGGCUGCAUCAUCUUCCUCUGUGGCCUGGCAAGGCUGCACCCCCCAGGGGGAGGUGAUCAAAGAACCAGCCACUGAGUUCACUACACUGUUUUCUAAGAGAUAUGUUACUCUGUGUGUGGAAUAGCCAGGUUGCUUUAUCAUUGAGUCAAUUAAUACAGUUUGAUGCUUUAGUUUUAAGUAUCUUUGAUUUGAAUUCCAAGAAUAAAGUGGGUUGAUAUUUAUUAAUUGCUGCCUUCAGUCACAGGGCUGGAUCAGCAUUCAUUUUUACUUUUCAUCCAUCUCAAAGAAGGAUGAAACAAAUACUAUAUUUGGGAACCAAACAGCCACAUUCUUAUUGCAGAGAUGUGUAGAAACUAUUCUUUUUAGAAAGAAAAGUAAUGAAGCCCUUAAAUUGAAAGACUGUAAUUGUGUUUUUAAAAAAAAUUGUUUUUUGGGAGUUAGUCCCUAUGCCAUGGGUUUCUAAACUGGUUUAUAGUACCUGACGUAGAUUUCCUCUAGCAGAGCAGGCCUCAGAUACCAUUGAGCAUGGUUGGCUGAUCCCAUCAUAGUCGUGCUACUAGUGGGCAUGUCUUGCCUGCUGAUUUAGUAUUAGAGUUCACUGGGUUCACAGCUGGGUGAGGCCACUGGCGUCCUACUCUGCCCAGAAGCCUACAGAGCACGCUUUAGUACUGUAAAAGCUAGUCAUCAGGAGGAAAUGUUCGUCCCAGCUCUAGUUUGGUUUCUCUAUAUCUUACAGCUAAUGAAUGUGAUAUCUUCAGCAAUAGAGUCUUAUCAUCUACUUCUGGUGGACAACCAAGAAGACUGGCAAGAGUCUGUUUUGUCUUGGGGGCCUUUGGGACCUCCCUGACUGACAGGUCAAAAGGAGGUAUCCUACAUUCGACACUGGGAUUUUUGUUUAAUAAUCAUGGCUUCCAGAAUCAGCAUUAUCUAGCCAAGCAGGAUAUCUCCGUUCUAACUGCACUUUGAGUUGCUGUCUUUUUACAGCAUGGACAUCAGGUUGCUAAAAUCUUGCUUUGGGACUUCCAGUGAGUUGAAUUUUUUGGAUUUUAUGACAGAUUUCCUAGUGGUUCCUUUUUGUGAGUUGAUGUUCUGAAGUUACUGUCACAAUGAGUUCAGGCCUAUGGAGCCAAGAGAAAGUCACUUCACCCUACUGGGAAGAACGGAUUUUUUAUCUGCUUCUUCAAGAAUGCAGUGUAACAGACAAACAAACACAGAAGCUCCUGAAAGUACCCAAAGGGAGUAUAGGACAGUACAUCCAAGACCGUUCUAUGGGGCAUUCAAGAGUUGCUUCUGCAAAAAGCAAGAAAAAUCAGAUUGGAUUAAAAAUCUUAGAGCAACCACAUGCAGUUCUGUUUGUUGAUGAGAAGGAUGUUGUGGAAAUAAAUGAGAAAUUCACAGAGUUACUGUUGGCAAUUACCAACUGUGAGGAGAGGCUCAGCCUAUUUAGAAACAGAAUCCGACUCAGUAAAGGCCUCCAGGUAGACGUGGGCAGUCCUGUGAAAGUACAGCUGCGAUCUGGGGAAGAAAAAUUUCCAGGAGUUGUACGCUUCAGAGGACCCUUAUUAGCGGAGAGGACAGUGUCGGGGAUUUUCUUUGGAGUAGAAUUGCUGGAAGAAGGUCGUGGUCAAGGAUUCACUGACGGGGUAUAUCAAGGGAAGCAGCUCUUCCAGUGCGAUGAAGACUGUGGUGUGUUUGUUGCGUUGGACAAGCUGGAACUCAUAGAAGAUGAUGAUAAUGGAUUGGAAAGUGAUUUUGCAGGUCCAGGGGAUACAAUGCAGGUUGAACCUCCCCCUUUGGAAAUAAACUCCAGAGUUUCUUUGAAGGUUGGAGAAAGUAUAGAAUCUGGAACAGUAAUAUUCUGUGAUGUUUUGCCAGGAAAAGAGAGCCUAGGAUAUUUUGUUGGUGUAGACAUGGAUAACCCUAUUGGCAACUGGGAUGGAAGGUUUGAUGGAGUACAGCUUUGUAGUUUUGCAAGUGUUGAAAGUACAAUUCUCUUGCACAUCAAUGACAUCAUCCCAGAUAGCAUGACACAGGAAAGGAGGCCUCCUAAACUUGCCUUUAUGUCAAGAGGUGUUGGUGACAAAAGUUCAUCUAGUCAUAAUAAACCAAAGGUUACAGGAUCUACCUCAGACCCUGGAAGUAGAAACAGAUCUGAAUUAUUUUAUAACUUAAAUGGGUCAUCUGUUGACUCACAACAAUCCAAAUCCAAAAAUCCAUGGUACAUUGAUGAAGUUGCAGAAGACCCUGCAAAGUCACUUACAGAGAUGUCUCCAGACUUUGGACAUUCAUCACCUCCACCACAACCUCCUUCCAUGAACUCCUUAUCCAGCGAAAACAGAUUUCACUCUUUACCCUUCAGCCUGACAAAGAUGCCCAAUACUAAUGGCACCAUUGCUCAUAGUCCACUCUCACUGUCAGUGCAGUCUGUGAUGGGGGAGCUGAACAGCACACCUGUCCAGGAGAGUCUACCCUUGCCCAUCUCUUCUGGUAAUGCACACGGUCUAGAGGUGGGCUCACUGGCUGAAGUGAAAGAGAACCCCCCGUUCUAUGGGGUUAUCCGUUGGAUUGGCCAGCCACCAGGGCUCAGUGACGUGCUAGCUGGACUGGAACUGGAAGAUGAAUGUGCAGGCUGUACAGAUGGAACUUUCAGGGGCACACGCUAUUUCACCUGUGCCCUGAAGAAGGCGCUGUUCGUGAAACUGAAGAGCUGCAGACCUGACUCUAGGUUUGCGUCCUUGCAGCCUGUUUCCAAUCAGAUUGAAAGGUGUAACUCUUUAGCAUUUGGAGGCUACUUAAGUGAAGUAGUAGAAGAAAAUACUCCACCAAAAAUGGAAAAGGAAGGUUUAGAGAUAAUGAUUGGAAAGAAGAAAGGCAUCCAGGGCCAUUACAAUUCUUGUUAUUUAGACUCAACUUUAUUCUGCUUAUUUGCUUUUAGUUCUGCUCUGGACACUGUGUUACUUAGACCCAAAGAAAAAAAUGACGUGGAAUAUUAUAGUGAGACUCAAGAGCUACUAAGAACAGAGAUAGUUAAUCCUCUGAGAAUAUAUGGAUAUGUGUGUGCCACAAAGAUUAUGAAACUGAGGAAGAUACUUGAAAAAGUUGAGGCUGCGUCAGGAUUUACCUCUGAAGAAAAAGAUCCUGAAGAAUUUCUAAAUAUCCUGUUUCAUGAUAUUUUAAGGGUUGAACCAUUGUUAAAAAUAAGGUCAGCAGGUCAAAAAGUUCAAGACUGUAACUUCUAUCAAAUCUUUAUGGAAAAAAAUGAGAAAGUUGGAGUUCCUACAAUUCAGCAGUUACUAGAAUGGUCUUUUAUCAACAGCAACCUGAAAUUUGCAGAGGCACCAUCAUGUUUGAUUAUCCAGAUGCCUCGGUUUGGAAAAGACUUUAAACUAUUUAAAAAAAUUUUUCCUUCCUUGGAGUUAAAUAUAACAGAUUUACUUGAAGACACUCCCAGGCAGUGCCGCAUCUGUGGAGGACUUGCGAUGUAUGAGUGUAGAGAGUGCUAUGAUGACCCUGACAUCUCAGCAGGGAAGAUCAAGCAGUUCUGUAAGACCUGCAGCACUCAGGUUCACCUUCAUCCGAGGAGGUUGAAUCAUACUUAUCACCCAGUAUCACUUCCCAAAGACUUGCCUGACUGGGACUGGAGACAUGGCUGCAUCCCCUGUCAGAAGAUGGAGUUAUUUGCUGUUCUCUGCAUAGAAACGAGCCACUACGUUGCUUUUGUGAAGUAUGGGAAGGAUGACUCUGCCUGGCUGUUCUUUGACAGCAUGGCUGAUAGAGAUGGUGGUCAGAAUGGCUUCAACAUUCCACAGGUGACGCCCUGCCCGGAAGUGGGAGAGUACUUGAAGAUGUCUCUGGAGGAUCUACACUCUUUGGACUCCAGAAGAAUUCAAGGCUGUGCACGCAGACUUCUCUGCGAUGCAUACAUGUGCAUGUACCAGAGUCCAACCAUGAGCUUGUACAAAUAACCAGGUCAUCUGAAACUGGCAGAGAUGGAGCACAAAGCUUAGCGCUCUGUUUUCCUCCAGCUGGUGGUUCUACGGGCGCCCAUUGCCGGCAGUGGGUGUCUUUUGUGAUGAUGGGCCUUCAGCAAAGUAUUGCUGUGUUUCCAAACAAAUUGCUUUUGUGUUCCUGAAGUAUUUAAUAAGAAGCAUUUUGCACUCUAGGAAGUAUGUUUGUGUUGGUUUUUUAAGAAGUCUAAAUGAAGUUAUUAAUACCUGAAAUUUUAAGUUAACUGCAUUGAUGAUAUGAUAUUUUUGGAAGCAUACAAUUUUAAUUGUGACGUUUAAAACCUCUUUUAGUCCAAUGAGGAUGUAAAUAAAUAUUUCUUCUUAUGGACCAAGGAUAUGAAAUCAUUUUUCUUUUGUAGCUAAUGAUUGCCUUGAAGAAAAAUAAUAUGGUUUUAUUAAGAGUCGACCUUUACUCCAGUUGUUGAAGGUGUGCUGACUUUAAUUGUUAAUUUUUCCUACAUAAUGCUGAUUUCCUGCAUGUCUGUACUUUGCCAAGUUUCUGUGUUCCUGCAGCAGUGGUCAGAACAUGUUGAAAUUCCUUUUGUGGUGUUAUUUUCUAUUUGUUCUGGUUUUAAGAUAAACGAGUGGCUCUGUCAUAAAAUGUCCAUUUUUGAUGUCUUCUUGGAGGAUUAGGGUACAAGACAAUUGAAGCAUCUCAGUCAUAAACAGGUUUUCUGUAGGGACUUGUAAGUAUGGAACAAAGCGCACUGAUUUAUGAAAUGACAAGAGUGAUAAAUAAUAUAUUCUUGUACAGAUACAGAGUACAGAGAAAAUAAAGUUUGCUUAGAGACAGUACUAACAUUUCCAUGAAAAGAUGUAAUAGAUAUUUAAAAUUCUCAUUUCAAAUAAAUUAUUUUAUUUUUAGUUUACAUGAACUUCUCUUAGUUUAAGUAAGACUGUGGUUUUGUUUGAUCGGAGAGUCUUAAACUCACUGAUGGCAGUUUUGUUUGACUUGAAACAGGAACAGCCACAUCAGUGUGUCACUGGAAUGUUAGUGACAACUUCAUCCUCCUGGUUGAAGAAGGAAGUAAUGGAUGUUGCCUUAGGACAGCUUGUAGUGUGUGUAUAGGCCAUUGGUGGACACUCUAGAGUGUUGUCUGCAUGUUUUGUGGUAUGGUUGUCUUUCUGGAAUAAUGUCAACCUCACAGAAAGGCAGAGAAGGUAUUGUAUGUGUAGCAUAUGCCUUUAUAAAAUAUUUAAUGUCAAAAGAGAGUUUUAUAAAUCUUGCUGUUAUUUUUAAAGGCACUUUACUUCUUGGUUUUAUUAUUCUAUUUUGCUAGCAUGUAUUAGCUUUAUAAAUCACAAGGCACAAAAGCUCUUCCAUCUUGUAAUCUUUGUACUUUUGUAAUGGAAAAGUACGUAUAUUCUGCACAGACUUUUGUAUAGCUGAAUGCCUACACUGAGUGCCACAACUAGUUUGGAAUGAAGACCUACAGCUAUGGGCUGGCCUUGCUUCCUUCACCUAGGGGCAGGUGAGAAUGAUGAGCACAGGGUCUGAGUUCGCAGGCUUUGACCACCCAGAGUCAGUCACCCUAUAAUAAGUAUGUAUUGAAUGAGUCCGUUAGUGUGUGACUUUGUAAAGUUUAACUGUGGAAUGAUCAGGAAUCUGUAUAUAUAGGCAAGCCAGGUUUAACAGUAAAAGGGGGUGAGGGAAAGCUUUUUUUUUUUUUUAAAUUGUAGAAAUGGAGGCAAAAUCCAUGUGGUGAGAGACCAGCUACUUGGCUUUCAGAGCAAAGGCCUCAACGCUUGUUUGGCAGUGGGUCCCAAGUUGGGGUGGCACUUUGUGAGCGAAUAGGACCAUGUCUACAGGCAAACCCUAGGAAGAUUUUUCUUGAAGUAGCACUCAGUGUUCUUUAGCAGCAGUGGGUAGGUGGGGCACACAGUGAAGGGCCCACUUUCAGUGGCUGGGGCGGCCCGAGGACCACAGGCCAGCAGGAGCUUUCCCCCAUGCCUUCUUUUCCUUCUGGGUCCUCCUUCCUCACUCUCUGUCCCCACAGAGCCUCGUUUACCACCGAGGCAGUAGGGAUAGACUGUGCAAUGCAGAUAGCGUGUGUGCCUGCGGGUUAACACAAUUUUUAACCAGGUUUUUUUUUUUUUGGUACUGUUUUCCCAUUGCCUUUGAAAAUGCUUUGAUUAUCCUUUUUUCUUAUCAAGAUGACAGUGUAGUAGGAUCAUCUUACUUACAACAUGGGUUAUGAUCCAUGGCUACAAAUAGAAAAUAUAAGAAUUUAUAUUUUUCUACCUUGAAGCAAAUCUGUAUAUAUGUAUGAAGAGCCAGGGGGGUGGGCAGAGAGAGAGGGAAGGGAGCCAGGAACACUUUUAAUACAUAAGCUAAAUGUCUAGCCCCUCACUGCCAGCUUUAUAGAGAGUCUAGCUCAAUCCACAAAGCAGUGUUUCCUAAGAUGGGGGGAAAUACAUUGAAAAACAGAAAUGGGUAUCUGUAUAGUGCAGCUGUUGGAAGUUGCUAUGCAUUGCAUCCUCAGAGUAGCUUAGAGUUUUUAUUACGUUUGCCAAAUGCUUAGGUAAAUGGCAAGGCUCAUCUUCCCUCAGACUCAUAUCUUUUUUUCUGCAUACCCUCGUGAGCACAAAUGAGGACAAAGGAUUGAGUGUUAGGAACUUGUCAAUUCUCUGGUUGUCUGAAUGUGGAAUUUUCAUAAAUCUAGGAGUAGCAACCCCACCCCCAGCUGGAGUUUAGUAAGCAGCUAGAUAAUCUUGUGUCUGUUUGAAGUGUCCUACACCGAGAAGGCUGUGCAAAAUGCAGUGUUUGGCCUUCAUGAGUAACUGCCAACAAGUAUUUACUGGAUAUUUAUUAGGUGGCUAAUAUAUGGCAUAGACCCUAUGAGAACUGGUGCUUGCUCUCCUACAGCAUCCUGCCCAAUUUCAAUACCAGAGUACCCAUUGAUAGCAUCUUAGCCUGGGUGUGGGUGACAGGCCUUUGUGGGGACCACUUUGGGAGAUGUCGUAGAACAACAGGGAGAAGUAAAGAAAGAACAAAAACCCUAGGUCCUUUCUCCAUCACUUUCUCUGUGGCCAAACAACAUCUUGACUUCCUGAGCUUGAGUGUUUUGCUCUGUGUAAUGAAGUGUUCAGACUGUGGAGUUGGAUAGGGGGAAGCAAAACAAAUUGUCAGUGUUCCAGGACAUGCCUCGAUCUGAUAUCCUGUUGAAGGUAGGAAGUUUCAAACUCAGAAGCUCAUCAACAGAAACCAGUGGCCAGUGGGUAUGGAAUCAUAAGGUUGGAAGGUUUCAAAGGUCCCUUUUCCUUCUGUUACUGUGGGAUCAAACAAUGCUAGUAUCUUUAGCAGUUAUUCUAUGUAAGUGUGAAGAAGUGGGCAUUGUUUAUGUGUUUAUCUCUGUUUACAUGUGAACUUCUAUAAGAAGUGCAUUUGGUAUGUGUACCUACACCCUCUAUUCCUAGAGGGAUUGGUAGUCUUUGGAAUACACAUAAAUCUUAGAGGACAUUUGAUGGUACUUACUUGGCUGUUUCCCUUUAUCCUGUUUCUAUAGAAAUAGAAACUCUGGGAGCCAAAGGAAUAGAUAAAAAUUUAUUUUCAUGUUGAAGGGGAAAAAUCACUGAAUUAAUUUCUCUCUACUACUUUUAAUGAAAACAUUUAAACUCAUGGGAAGAUUUUUGCCUCCCCACCCCCAGGUAACAGGCCGUCAUGUCAUAAAUAGGAUCUCCUUCUAAGAGAAGGUAGGUCAUAAGGCCUGUCAUUAAAAAACAAACAAACAAACAAGCAAAAAAACAAGGCCGCUUUCCUUGGGCUUGGUGAUUCCCAUGCCAUCCCCAAUUCUUUCUUAGUGAAAUAACUCCUUAGUUGCAUAAUGCAGCUGGAGAAGAGGAUGUUACAGUGGGAACUAGUGAGCAGAAAGGGUUGGAGGAGGCAGGAGCUGCCUGUCGGAGCUGAGGAUAGGCCUCACAGGAAUGCAAGCUUCUGUGGCUUUGGGCAUUGCAGUCCUGUCAAAGGCGUGAAAGUACGGCUUCCUGUCAGGGAAUUAAUCUUGCUUCUGAGUGAGCUUCUGCUAGUUGUCUCAUUGGCUGGGGACUGGGUGGUAGUGUUAGUGGACAUAUGCUUUGUCUCAUGAAUUCUAGAGUUGCUGAAGGGUUUCCCUUGAGUCCAAAUGUGGCAAGAGAAGGUGAGUAGGGAGCUGGCCAGGAGUAGUGCACACUGGGAAAGCGGGGAUGAACCCCUUCUGGUGGCCUUAGGUAGCAGUGAGUGUACUCAGGAGCACCACAGGGUCCUGGCCUCUGUCUAGUAGUGCUGACCAUUUUGUUCAUGUUUUAGCUUCAUUUUCUUCCUAACAGAUUUGAGGGGAAAGGGCUAUUGGUGCAGGGGUUAUCCUUCCAGGCACCACGGGCCUCAGCACAGUUCCCUGUACUUUUAAAUAUUGUUGACUUUAAUUAGUUAUUUAUUCUAAGGGGAUUAUACUGGAGACACAACUGUCUUUGGUCUCAUGUUAUGAAACAGCUUUGUACUGUGGAAUGCUAACUCUGGAGAAUUGCCCGCAUACCAGAAAUAUUCAUUUAAAAAAAAAAUCCCACUGGCACUCCCUUAGGGGGUGGUUAUUAGCAGUCUGACCCAAAGGAACACAAUUUGUAUCCCAUUUCCUUUUCUGGUAUCUGUUUCAACAGUUUUUUUUUUUUUUUAUUUUGUUUUGUUUUUUCCCCAAAGAACAUCCUUUUGCUUAUGAGAACAUGAAUAACAUCACAUAAAACAAUCCUUUUCUAUCAGAAUGCUCCAAUUUAGCCUUAAUUUUGUUAAACCUAGAAAUGAAUGGAGUGCUGCUGUGGAAAGAAAUGUACCAUGUACUAUUUCUGUAUCAUUAAAAUGAAUUUUAUGCUUC
Molecule: messenger RNA, 13236 nt
Organism: Meriones unguiculatus (Mongolian gerbil)
Lineage: Eukaryota; Metazoa; Chordata; Mammalia; Rodentia; Muridae
Gene: Cyld
Product: CYLD lysine 63 deubiquitinase
Exons: 17
Coding region: 5492-8350 (952 amino acids)
Biological process (GO): regulation of mitotic cell cycle; positive regulation of extrinsic apoptotic signaling pathway; protein K63-linked deubiquitination
Cellular component (GO): cytosol
Molecular function (GO): cysteine-type deubiquitinase activity; K63-linked deubiquitinase activity
Source: RefSeq, a predicted model, not a curated record